Molecule: messenger RNA, 1634 nt
Organism: Dufourea novaeangliae
Lineage: Eukaryota; Metazoa; Arthropoda; Insecta; Hymenoptera; Halictidae
Gene: Arr1
Product: phosrestin-2
Exons: 1
Coding region: 39-1175 (378 amino acids)
Biological process (GO): G protein-coupled receptor internalization; signal transduction
Cellular component (GO): cytoplasm
Molecular function (GO): G protein-coupled receptor binding
Source: RefSeq, a predicted model, not a curated record
UAGAAACGAUCGGAGGGUAUACUACGACGCACUCUGGUAUGGUGAUGAACUUCAAGGUGUUUAAGAAGUGUUCACCAAAUGACAAGAUCGCUCUGUACCUCGGUAAGAGGGACUACAUCGAUUAUUUAUCUGGAAUCGAGCCAGUGGAUGGCGUCAUACUGCUGGAUCAGAACUACAUCGACACCGGCCGAAAGAUAUGGGGACAGCUGAUCUGCAGCUUUCGCUACGGCAGAGAGGAGGACGAGGUAAUGGGUCUGAACUUCCAAAAGGAUCUUUACCUAGUCUCCCAGCAGCUCUUCCCAACCAUUCAAAAGCCAGAAGAUAACCUGACGAGAUUACAAGAACGAUUACUAAGGAAACUAGGUCCGAAUGCUGUUCCGUUCACCUUCAAGAUCCCCCAAAGCGCUCCAUCCAGCGUGACCCUACAGCCAGGUGAGGACGAAACGGGCGAACCUUGCGGUGUCAGCUACUAUGUCAAGAUUUAUUCCGGCGACACUGAAACUGACAUCACCCAUAAACGCAGCACGGUGACGAUGGGCAUCAGGAAGAUCCAGUAUGCGCCUACGAAACAGGGUCGUCAGCCGUGCACCGUGGUGCGAAAGGACUUUCUACUGAGUCCCGGCGAUCUAGAGCUCGAGGUGACUCUGGACAAGCAACUGUACCAUCACGGCGAGAGGAUAGCCGUGAACGUGUGCGUGAAGAACAACAGCAACAAGGUGGUCAAGAAGAUGAAAGCGCUGGUCCAACAAGGUAUCGACGUGGUGAUCUUCCAGAACGGUCAAUUUCGGACGGUGAUCGACGCGGUCGAGUCGCAGGACGGCUGCCCGAUAAAUCCCGGCUCGAACUUGCAGAAGGUGAUCUAUUUGAAACCAGACCUGGAGAACAACAAGAACCGUCGGGGCAUCGCUCUGGAUGGCCGACUGAAGAGGGAAGAGAGCGAGCUGGCAUCCAGCACGUUGCUACUCUCGCCGGACGUGCGCGACUCCUUCGGCAUCGUGGUUUCCUAUGCUGUCAAGGUCAAGCUGUAUCUCGGGGCGCUAGGCGGAGAGCUGUCCGCCGAGCUGCCGUUCAUCCUGAUGCGGCCGAAGCCAACGGAUCGAAUCAAGGUGGUGAACGCCGACAACGUGGAGAUGGAGGACGUCGCGGACGAGACGGCGAAGCAGCCCAGCAGCUAGAUAGGGUCCCCACGGUGCACGUGACCAUUCGAGACUCCGACCCGGAGCUGGUUGGCUCGCGUUCAACUUUCAUACACGGGGACCUCUCGUGUUAGGCGAAUCGAAACACGUCGUGGUAUGGGUGUAAUAUUCUGGGAAUGUAUACGAAACCGCGGCGGCUCCGCGUAUUAUGUUGUUAACCCUUUCGAUGUUUAUGUCGAGUAUACUCGUCAUAGCUUAAAAAUAAUUAAGCACACAAGUGCACGUUUUCGAAAUGAAAUAAAGUACGUAAAGGGUUAAGAAUCGUCCGCGUAAUACUCCUGCGUCUCGACCUGACACGGUUCCUUCUGCGUUCACGGACCUGAGAGGAUUGAUCAGCGAUGUCGUCCCGAAUGGAGAUGGAACACAUUGACGAUACACGCGACUAAAACUAUAUCCUCUGUUCCCUGAAUCCCUCCUACAAUUUAGACAACCCGGGAA